AUGGCGAAGAAGAACUACUAUGCUGUUCUCUGUGGAUACAUUGCCCCUGCAAUAUGCACAUCAUGGGGUAUAGCCCAACCCCUGGUCAGUGGCUACAGCGGUAGCGUAUACAAAGGAUUCAAAACAUUGGACGAGGCUAUAGAGUUUAUGGAGGCCGAAGGACACCUUAAUCACUUAUUUUUCCGGGGGAGUGAAGAAGGCGAAAGAGCACCUGCAAAAGGUGAUCCACGGUACUUCGCGGUGGCAAAUGGUGAACAUGUCGGGAUCUACGAUUACUAUGAGUCAGGUGCUCAGAACGAAAUCAAAAACUAUUCGCACGCUUGUCACAAGGCGUUCAGAUCACGACACGAGGCUGAAGGAUUCAUCAAGGAAUACCAGACAACUGCGGAAUUGGUAGUGAGCUCUCGUCAAGAUGAAGACAAUGCGAGAACUCUUGAUGUUUUGAUGGGUGGACUUCGCCUUGAAUAG
Glarea lozoyensis ATCC 20868 is the source of this 468-nucleotide messenger RNA. RefSeq lists its product as uncharacterized. The coding region runs from base 1 to 468 and encodes 155 amino acids. The transcript has 3 exons. NCBI's taxonomy places the organism in Eukaryota, Fungi, Ascomycota, Leotiomycetes, Helotiales, Helotiaceae. The record is from RefSeq and is a predicted model, not a curated record.